CCUGCCAGACUAUACCGAGGGAUUACUAGCACACUGAUGACGUUGACGCCGGAGUAACUUUCGUGUGGCGGAAGAUGGCUGACAGCGUAGCUUUGGUAGCCAAAAGAUGCGACUCUGGCUCGUUGUCGUCUGUGAGCAUGGAGACCAUCUCCGGGCUGACGGAGCUGGAUGACCUGGAGCGGGUUUACCAGCAGCUCUGUACCGAGGAGACAGAAGUGGAAGCUGAGCUUGACAGGCUGGUGGGACAGGAGGGCAGCAUUCACACAAAGAUGCUGGCACUGCAGAGAAUGGGACCGAAUCUACAGCUGAUUGGAGGAGAUGCCAGCCAGCUGUCAGGCAUGAUCACUUUCACCUGCAGUCUGGCUGAAAAUGUCAGCCAAAAAGUCAGACAGCUAGACCUGGCAAAAACCCGGCUUUAUAAAGUCAUCCAGCGCGCUGACGACAUCCUGGACCUGAAGUUCUGCACUGACGGCGUUCAGACGGCGCUGCGUAACGAAGACUAUGAACAGGCAGCUGCUCACAUCCAUCGCUACCUUUCUCUGGACCAAUCAGUAAUUGAGCUGAGCCGUCAGGGAGAAGAAAGCAGCGCUGUGGACGCCAGUCUGGUGAAGCUGCAGGAGGCGGAACAGAAGCUGAAGGUGAUCGUGGCAGAGAAGCUCGACGAGGCUGUAGCAGCUGUCGACUUGGCCCAAGUGGAGAGGUUCUUCAAGAUCUUCCCUCUGCUGGGCCUCCACCAGCAGGGUCUGGCCCGGUUCGGCCAGUACCUGUGCAGUCAGCUCGCCUCCAAAGCUGAGGAGAACCUGCUGUUGGCGACAGGCGGCGAUCUGGGAGAGAAGAGAGCUCUGCUGAUAUUUGCAGACACUUUGACGCUGCUGCUGGAAGGCAUCGCUCGUGUCGUUGAGACUCAUCAGCCCAUAGUGGAGACGUAUUACGGUCCGGGCCAUCUGUACACCCUCAUCACUCACCUGCAGCAGGAAUGCGACCGUCAGGCCCAGAAAAUUGUCGAUAAGUUCAUCCAGCAGAGAGGAUACCACAACAAGUUCCAGAUUGUCCAGACCAGCAUGAUGAAGAACGUUCCAGGGGAGAGGAUCGAGCCAAGGGAGCUGGACCCUGUGCUGACAGAAGUAACGCUGAUGAACGCCAGGGCCGAGCUGUACCUGCGCUUCCUGCGUCGCCGCAUAAUGGCCGACUUUGAGGUUGGAGAUGGUCAGAGCAUCACACCAGAGCACCAGCAGAAUGUGGAGAAGCUAAUCAAGCACUGUUUGCUGAGCACCAGGAUGCAGGAGCUGAUUGGAUAUUACAUCCCAAUGGAGGAGUACUACAUGAGAGAGUCGGUCAACAAGGCUGUUACCAUGGAUACUUACGAGAAGGGUCAGCUGACCAGCAGCAUGGUGGACGACUGCUUCUACAUCGUUAAAAAGUGCAUCAGCAGAGCGUUGUCCAGCUCCAACAUCGACUGCCUCUGCGCCAUGAUCAACCACGCCAACUCUCUGCUGGAGUCAGACUUCAGAGAGGUGUUGUACAACAAGCUGCGGCAGGGCUUCCCGGCCACGACGCUUCAGGACAUCCAGCGGGGCGUCAGCAGCGCCGUCAGCCUGAUGCAGAGCAGCCUGCAGCAGGGCAAGUUUAACACGCUGGGCAUUGAGAGCACCGAGAACGCCAAGGCUGCCUUCCUGGUCACUCUGAAUAACGUGGAGGUUUGCAGUGAGAAUAUCACGACGCUAAAGAGAAACCUAGAGAACGACUGCUCCAAGCUGUUCAGUCAGGGAGUCGGAUCUGGUGAAAAAGCAAAGAUCGAAAGCUGCUUGUCCGACCUCAUCGGCACUUCUGCAAAGUUCAAGGAUCUGUUGCAGGAGGGUCUAACAGAGUUGAACACGACAGCUGUAAAGCCUCAAGUCAAGCCCUGGAUCAGCAGCUUUCUAUCCAUCUCCCACAACAUAGAGGAGGAAGAGUUUAAUGACUAUGAAGCUAACGACCCCUGGGUGCAGCAGCUCAUCGUUAACCUGGAGCAGCUCAUGGCGGAGUUCAAGACGGCCCUCAGUCCCGUCAUCUACGACACUCUGACCAGCCUGAUGACCAGCCUGACCUCCGUUGAGCUGGAGAAAACGGUGCUCAAAUGCUCCUUUAGCAGGCUGGGAGGGCUGCAGUUUGAUAAAGAGCUGCGGUCUCUGGUGGCGUACCUCACCACGGUCACCACCUGGACCAUCAGAGACAAGUUCGCUCGCCUCACGCAGAUGGCCACCAUCCUCAACCUGGAGCGGGUGACUGAGAUCUUGGACUACUGGGGUCCUAACUCAGGCCCGCUGACAUGGCGGCUGACCCCCGCCGAGGUGCGUCAGGUUCUGGCUUUACGGAUCGACUUCAGAAGCGAAGACAUCAAGAGGCUGCGACUCUAGAUAACGAGCUAGUGGCCGUCUGCAACAUGGGGGAAAAAAAAAAAAGAAAAACUCUAAACAGAUGUGUGCGCGACACAAAACAAACACCCUGUUUGUUCCUCAGUGGUGUUUUUUUUUUUUUUGCAGUUUGUCCAGCUGAUCCCAGUGUGCAUCAGUUCCAGCUGAGCUUUCAGAGACGCAGUUUCAGAGCAGCGACGGCGAGCGGCCUGAUCUUUAGUUAACUGUAAAAUGUGUAAUUAAAAUCAUAAAUGUGUGACUGUAUUACAGUGGAGUAUUUUUAACCUGUAUUGGGCCGAGAGAGAAACGGGGACACACUGGGAGCGUGGAGUGGAGCUGUGGAGCCGCUGGUGCAGCAGAGCAGUAAUGAACGUCCCGACCAUUAAACUGACAGAAGCAGGUCAGACAGCUGAUCCAGCCCAGUCAUUCAAUAUAUGAAUAGCUCCUUGCCGGUGAUGAUGGAACACUUUUAACCUAAUAAAUUGAGAGCUUGCUGCGCUGCGCUCCUGAUCCCUGCCAUCCAGCACAUUUCACUGCCAUGCCAGAGCUGCUCUCAAUCUUUUUUUAUGCGUCUUUCUGACUCCAAACGGCCAGCUUUGUUCACGAGGCAGUGAUGCAUCAAAAGUGGUUCACACUCUCAUAAUAUGCAGCCUAAUUUCCUGGUCCAGCCUUAAUUCUCCGUACAGAUUAAAGCAAAGGGAACAGCUUGUUACGUCGCGGCGCAAUCAAAACUCAAGACCGGCAAAGCAGAGAUAGUUAGGAAAAGUGUGGCUUUAAUGUAAACACAACAUUCGAUUGGCUCAGCACAAACAUUCCACAUGAGAGCAACCAAUAAACUACUGAAUAGGAUGGGGGUGCAGCACAGAAACAUUCACAGUAAAAAAAAAGAAAAAAGAAAAAAAAAAUCUGGUAUAAUCAUAAUAUAUAUAUACAGUACGGUGCUUUUUAGGGUGAAAAUGGAGAUAGGAUGUGAGGACUGACUGAUAUGUGAUGGGUUAAAGAGAGUACAGGGGAUGGGAGGGGCAGUCUGGGUGAAAAUGAGGGGCUGUACUUUAGAUUUCCCUGCAACAGAAACAUGACGGACUGUGAAGAGAGAGGAGGGGGGCUGCGGUGGGGGGGUUAAAUCAGAAAACCUCCCCAAACAAAGACAGCCUGAGGUGAGGGGGCACUUAUCUACCAAUUUCACAACCAGGGACCUCGCAGCAGCGCCAAAGUCUGGAUGUUGAUGCAGAGCUGCUGCGACCCUCUGCACCUCGGUGUUUCAUGAAUGGAAAUAAACACAGUGCUGUGAAGAAGUUUUCACCCCCUUACAGAUUAUUUCUUCUUGUUUUUUUUUUUGUUUGUUUGUUUUUUUUUAUCACGUCUGUCAACAAACCAAAGAGAAACAAAGUCAUUCAUAUGGACGAGUCAGGACGGAGUUACAAAGCCGUUUUCAAGGCUUUUAGCUACAAACCUUUAGCCACAAACGGAGAAAACAUGGAACAGUGCUGAGUCUUCCCAGCCUACCUAAAAUAUUCGUUAAGAGUUCGUCGACGCCGCCUCAUUCAGGAACAUCUAAAGCACUGUAGGCCUCGUUUUCCUCCGUUAAGGUUCAUGAUUCAACAUACAAGAAGCGACCGGGCCGAAACCGGAUCCUUAAGAGUCCCAAGGCAAAACCCACUGAGGACCAUCUCACAUUCCCCCUUUAAUAUCCUAAUGAUCCCCACAACUUCUAGAAAAAUAUUCAGAUAUUGUUUUAGAUGAUGUGUCGUGUUACAUCUGGCAUGAAGCUGACAGCAUUUCAGAAGAACAUAACGGUCAAACACGGUGGAGGCAGUGUGAUGAUCAGGGUAAUGAGCUGAAGCACAACAGUCUGAAUAGUGCAGGGAGGAAAAAAAGCUAGAUGGAGGUUUUGAAGUGGUCUAGUCAAAGUCCAGGCUUAAAUUCAGUCAAUAUGACGUGGCAUGAUCUAAAACGGGCUCAAAAACUAUACAGUCUGUAAGGGGGCGAGUUUUCACAGCACCGCAUGCGGCACGGGACUUUUCUUCUAGGUAAGAGGGAGACGGAGGCAUAAAUAAGUCUUUCAUUAUAAUAAAAUCUGAUAUUUAAAUAAUAUAAAUCAACAGUAUGAGCUCUAAUUUCUGACCCUACUGCCCUAUCUGUUAUUCUCAGGUGGUUGGCACCAAUGUUUCUCUUUGUUUUUCGUGAAGAAAUGACUGGCUGAUGGGCGGCAGCCAGCAGCUGCUCUGGACAGAAGAAUCCUCUCUUUCAUGAGAGCCAAACCGAGUGGGACAGACCUGCAGGCCGGCAGUUUGAAGGGAAGUUAACACAGCCUCCUUCUUUUCUUUGCGUCCACGCCCCUCGGCCACAAGACACCGUCACCGUCAUCAUCAUCAUCUCCACCUUCACACUCAGCAGCUCGUCGCGCGGAGCACCAGAGGCUGUAUUCGGAGCGUAACGGGACGGCGUCCUCCUCUGCGUUUCUGGGCAAGGCUUCAGCUGAAUAAACCUCUGGUGCUUCCAGCCUUACAGAACAUUCAACUUAAAAACACAUUUUUAAAAGAC
Gambusia affinis (western mosquitofish) is the source of this 4937-nucleotide messenger RNA. RefSeq names its product component of oligomeric golgi complex 4 (gene cog4). The record is from RefSeq and is a predicted model, not a curated record. NCBI's taxonomy places the organism in Eukaryota, Metazoa, Chordata, Actinopteri, Cyprinodontiformes, Poeciliidae. The transcript has 19 exons. The coding region runs from base 75 to 2396 and encodes 773 amino acids.